UAUCGAUAAUUGCAGCAACAACAAACCAAUACGUAUGGCUGUAUGUUGUCUGUGGCGGCAACGCAUCAAAUAAGAUGGAGAACGCUCUGUUUUCCAACAUCAAGAAGUUAUACGACCACGGCCUAUACGAAUGCGUUAUUCCAUCGGGCAGGCAAAUCCUUGAUUGACCCACACACACACACACACUCACGCACACUCCCACACUCACGCACUCACACACACACACACACACACUUGGGUAUUGCAGGCUAGUCUGUUGUGCACACUGCUGCAAAAUGAUCGGAAUGUGGCCACACUGGAGAUGGAGUACCAGGCAAUGCUCUAUCUAAGCAAUGCCAACUACAAGCAGCACAAUUAUCGCACCGCCUGCAAUCAGCUGGAGGCUGUUGUCCUGCAGCGCAAGGCGAUGCUGCGCUUCAAGAGCAGCUAUCUGACGGCCAUCGAGAGCUCCUAUCCGCAGUUUCAGGACGCAGAGCUGCGCUACAAGAUCGCCGUCUGCUACCGGGAACUGGGCGAAUAUAAUAUGGCCAUGAGCACACUGCAGGCGGUUAAGACACGAACGCCACGGCUGAACAUGUUGCUGGCCCGGCUAAUGCAUCAUCAUGGGCGCGGCGUCAGCAAGAAGGAGAUCGCGCUGGCGUUCAAGGAUGUGCUGCGCGAGUGUCCCAUGUCGUUGACAUCCAUCGAGGCGCUCAUCGAGCUGGGCAUCGAUGGCAGCGAGGUGCAUUCCAUGGUGGUAAAUGCCGCCGCGUUGCCGAAGAACAUCGAAUGGCUGAGCAGCUGGAUCAAGGGGCAUGCACAGAUGUACGGCUGCAAGCAUCGGGAGGCGGCGCAGACAUUUCAACAGCUGAACGAUACGAGCCCGUUCCGGCAGAACGAGCAUCUGCUGACGAAGAUUGGCCAGUGCAUGUACUACUAUGGCAAUUUCAUCCGGUCGGAACAGUAUUUGGCCAUGGCCAUAAUGCACAAUCCGCACAACCUGAACGCCCUCUGUCCGCUGGCCGUUGUCUACGAGUUCAACAAGAAGAAGCUCGAGCAGGGCAAGCUAAUUGCCCCGCUGGAGAUACGGACAACCGGGGAGUUUAGCUCGUCGCACUGGUUCCUGCACGCCCAGCUCUCCUAUAUGAAUUCCAAAUACGAUCGAUCGCUAAUCUUCACGGAGCGUGCUCUGGCCAUGGAUGCGCGCAACAUUGAGGCGCUGCUGCUGCGCGGCCGUCUAUUUGGCGGCCUGGGUCGCCACAAGGAUGCAAUCGAUGUAUUCCGCAGCGCACGCUGCCUGGCCCCAUACAGAUUCGAGGUGUACAAGGGCCUGGUCGCCUGCUUUAUACGCUUGAAGUGGCUAAAGGAGGCGCAGACCAUGUGCGCCUUGGCCGUCCGACAUUUCCGGACAUCGCCGCGCAGCUAUACCAUGUUCGGCGGCACAUUGUUCCAUUUGGCCAAUCCGGGCGCCAAGAAGAGCGCACGCAAAUUUGUGGAGAAGGCGCUCCAGAUCGAUGAGCACUAUGCGCCCGGCAUUGCACUGAUGGCCAGCAUUUAUCAGGAUGAGGGCGACACCCAGGAGGCGAUUGUCUUGCUUAGGAAACAGGUCGCCAAUCAUCCGCAUCCCAAACUGUUUGCCAUGCUCGCCGAGCUGCUCAGCGUCGACAAGGAUCUGGAUGCGGCGCUUCACUAUUACACACUGGCGCUCAGAUUGGAUCCAACAUUUCAACGCGCCUUGGAUGGCAUCAAUUCGCUGACCAAGGCGGCCCGCACAGGCAAGCCGAGCGACAAGGCCAGCGAGUCGGCGAGCAGCUCAAGUGUCGCCGCUGGCGAUGGCAGCAAUCCGGGCACCAUGUCCAGGCCGUGCACCACGCCCAAUCAUGAAUGGCUGCUGGACUGCGAUGAGGCCUCCACCGAGGCCCUGGAGCUGUCCUCGCCGGCUGGCCCGCCGGACGAUGUUGAAUCGGAUGCGUUCUCCGAGCCCUUCUGGCAGGAUGUCGAUGGGGAGCUAACUAACUAACUAAUUUGGCAAUGUCAACGCCCCUGCCACGCCCCCCCGUUUUUAUGUUGAAUCUCUUGCGUUGCAUUCCCAAUUAGCCAUAUCUCAUGUAAAUUCCAAACACUUGCAACAUUUAUUUUAAUUUUUUUUUUCUUUUUGUAUUUAUGCGCCAAACCAAAUUCUCAUUAUCAUGAAAUGUAUUUAUUAUUUGUUUGUUUGUUUUUUUUAUUUUGAUUUAAUUUAUUUUCACUCAGCAUAGAUCUGAGCGGUACAUCCACCUAAAUAUCUCAAGACAUACACGAAAGUCAGCCAGAUUUCAUAAUGUAAGCUAAAUAGAUUUUAUGUGUUUUAACUAUAAAGUUCCAAGUGUUAAAAUAAAGCAAAACUAUUAGAAAACUAA
This is a messenger RNA of Drosophila montana, 2378 nucleotides long. It is a transcript of the gene APC7, whose product is annotated as anaphase-promoting complex subunit 7. The coding region runs from base 302 to 1999 and encodes 565 amino acids. Gene Ontology annotation, cellular component: anaphase-promoting complex. The record is from RefSeq and is a predicted model, not a curated record. Gene Ontology annotation, biological process: positive regulation of mitotic metaphase/anaphase transition; cell division; protein ubiquitination. NCBI's taxonomy places the organism in Eukaryota, Metazoa, Arthropoda, Insecta, Diptera, Drosophilidae. The transcript is spliced from 4 exons. Gene Ontology annotation, molecular function: protein binding.